CCGCACGGGCGAGCUCGGACAGCAGUGCUCGGCUCUCCCUGGACGUGGAGCUGCUCCUGCAGCAUUCGAGCCCCUACAGCGGGUCUGGGAAGCCGUCGAUCCGCCGGGAGAAGCGGGGUUUUUUUUUUUUUUUGAAGCGACGAGGAAACACAGCGUGGCGUUUCUCUCUCAGCGUCUCCCUGACGGGCUGCUUCAGGAUGGGGAAUGGCAUCAACAAGGUCCUGCCUGACUUGUACUUGGGAAAUUUUAAAGACGCGAGAGACCGAGAACAGUUAGCCAGGAACAACAUCACGCACAUCCUGUCCAUCCACGACAGCGCGGCUCCCAUCCUCCAGGAGAUGACCUAUCUCUGCAUUUCAGCAGCUGACCUGCCCACACAAAACCUGUCUCAGCACUUUAAACAAAGUAUAAUGUUCAUGCACGAGUCCCGCCUGAAAGGAGAAGGCUGCCUCGUUCACUGUUUGGCAGGUGUGUCCCGCAGUGUCACCCUGGUGGUGGCCUACAUCAUGACGGUCACAGGUCUGGGCUGGCAGGAGGCGCUGGCUGCGGUGAAGGUGGCUCGGCCCUGUGCCGGCCCCAACCUGGGCUUCCAGCGACAGCUCCAGGAGUUUGAGGCCACUCAAGCCGAUCAGUUCAGAAAAUGGCUCCAGACGGAAUAUAAGGACAACCCCUUCAAUGACGAGGCUGAUAUACGUGACUUGCUCAUAAGGGCCUCGAAAAUCAACAGAGAGGAGGAGGAGAAACAGCCAUCCCCCCCGUCUGGAAGCGUCUGAUCACACCUGUUGAUACGUUUUGCAGCUCGGUCUGGAGGAUCACACCACUCAGGAUCUAGCUGAAGGUCUGAGUGGACUAAAGUCAGGAAUGAUCCUCUAAACAUCACGGACGUGAACACUGGAAGAAACCAUUAAAAUGUGCAGCACAUAUAAAUUUUUUCUAAGCACCUAUUGAUGUUUCUGGUUGUUUUGUUUUUUUUUUUUUAAUUUAUGAAUGUUGUGAACUUUUUUUUUGUACUGUGUGGCGACAAUUUCAAACACUUAAAUAAAAAAAAGAGUGGAGUCAA
Molecule: messenger RNA, 1060 nt
Organism: Acanthopagrus latus (yellowfin seabream)
Lineage: Eukaryota; Metazoa; Chordata; Actinopteri; Spariformes; Sparidae
Gene: dusp22b
Product: dual specificity phosphatase 22b
Exons: 7
Coding region: 198-773 (191 amino acids)
Biological process (GO): protein dephosphorylation; transforming growth factor beta receptor signaling pathway; positive regulation of JNK cascade
Cellular component (GO): cytosol
Molecular function (GO): protein tyrosine/serine/threonine phosphatase activity
Source: RefSeq, a predicted model, not a curated record